UAUUAAGAUUUGGCUUGUUCGUUAAAAUCCUUUAUACAUAUUUAUUUGAAAGUAAACAGGCUUAAAGUUCAAUACACAGGAUUUUUUAUUUUGCUUUUUAUAAGUCUUCUUGUGAAAGUUUUGAAUGUUGGGAUAUUUUGGGUGUAAACGACUUUGAUGGCAACAAUCAUAAAUGUGGCACUACCGUAAAGGUCACUGUGCUUAUAAAUAGGUUAUGCGGUGUUAAACAUGGCGUCAAAAACCGACAAGAAGUAAAUAAAACUGACAGUUUAAAUUUUUGUAGAAUAUUGUUGGAUUUAAUCACUUUUGUUCACUAUGUAUUUUAUGUCUGAUUUUUGCCGAGUUUGCCUUCAAGGGGAAAAAGGACUUAAAGACAUUAUGAAGGACAAAGAAACUCCCGAUAGUUUAUACAGCAAAUUAAAGUUAUGUGUGUCAGAAGUUGAUUGGUGUAUGUAUAAGACUAUGUUUAUAUGUGAGAAGUGUGUAAUUAAGUUGAACACAGCAUUUGAAUUCAAGUGUCAGUGUAUCAAAUCUACAGAAAUUUUAAGAAACUUUUUAAAUCAAUUGGGUAUUGAAGAAAGUAAGACUGACGUGAAACGACAUGAAGUAAAUUCAACAAUUGUAGAAGAAAAUUUAAAAGCAUCAAAGGAUAAAUCGGACUUAAAUCCAGCAUCUUUUGUUCAUGUAAGGCCUGAUCAACAACUAUUUACACCUGGCCACUUACAAAAUGUGAUAGUUUCUCCUAGUGCAACACAAAGUGUUUUUCCUAAUCUGUUUUUUAAUCUAAUCCCAACAAAUUUAUUGAAAGCUUCAAGCCCACCUCCUUUAAGUUCUGUUAGUAGGCUUCCACUAUCAAAGACUGCUCCUCAAGCAAAAGAUGCAAAUCAAAAUAUGUUUGUGAGCAUUCACAGAUUUUUUCCUGUAAUUUCUCCAACAAAAGAUAGUACCAUUAUUCAGUCAUCAACAAAUCAUAGUGUUAUGCCAUCUAUUUCAACAAAUAAUGUUCAACCAGAAAUUACAAGACCUGUAGUUAAAUCAAAGGAAGUUUCACAAAUAUUAACUGAAAACAAUAGUGAAGAGUUAAGCAUUGAGAUUGAUCCAGCAUGUUUUGAUUUAGAAGACGAGGAGAGUCCAGACAGUAUAAAUAAGUCAGAAAUGAACAUUUUAAGAGACUGGGAAGAUGUUAUUGUAAGUAACAAGAUAUCCUCUGAGCAUGACAAUAUAAAUAUCAGAACAUCCUUAAAUAACUCACUUCCUACUUUAAACAAAAUGCUGGAAGUUAACAAUAGCCCUGCACCUCUUGACAUAGGAAGUAUUCAUAAACGAAGUAAUACUCACAAUCCACAUAGUGCCAGUAUUUCAAUUGUCCCAAAACAGCAGGUAUGUGUACUCAGUUACUUUGAGAAUAAAAUAAUUCUUUAUAAUUUUUAACAAAUUACAUUAGAAAAAUGUU
Agrilus planipennis (emerald ash borer) is the source of this 1453-nucleotide messenger RNA. RefSeq lists its product as uncharacterized. The transcript is spliced from 2 exons. NCBI's taxonomy places the organism in Eukaryota, Metazoa, Arthropoda, Insecta, Coleoptera, Buprestidae. Gene Ontology annotation, molecular function: zinc ion binding. The record is from RefSeq and is a predicted model, not a curated record. Gene Ontology annotation, cellular component: nucleus. The coding region runs from base 316 to 1431 and encodes 371 amino acids.